AUGUCUGCUGAGGUUGAGUCUGCUCCCCACAGCAGCAUUCUCGAGGAUGAUGAAGUUCCACAAGAUCUGAAUGGCGACAUCGCGUCUGAUAACGACGGAGAUCUGUUCGGAGACGAGGAUGAAGAGGUAGAAGAGCGGAAUGACCUCCGCAGAAAACUAGACGACUCCGAGCUCGAUUCUGGCGAUGAUGAAGGCCGAAACGAUCGUUUAGCCGCCACUGUGGAAGACGAGGAGGCCCUCUAUGAAGAGCAGAAACAACUCAAACUUCUUGACGUGGAUAUUGCACGAGUCAAACCGCCCGAAGGCGACGAACUAUACCUCCUGAACAUUCCAAACUUCCUGGGUAUCAAGCACAAAAAUUUUGACUACUCAAGCUAUGAAGUGCCCACCAGACCCCACGACGGCCGCGAUCCUGCAGCAGACUCUACUGUCAAAUUCUCCCCGUUCUCGACAGCCAACACCUCCCUCUUCUGGCGCCGCGAUCCGAAGAAUCCUGAACUUAUACAAUCCAACUCGCGCAUAGUUCGCUGGUCGGACGGCAGCUUUACUCUACAGAUCGCCUCUAAACCUCAGGACCAUUACCGUAUCUCCACUACCGCCAUGCGACAAGGUUGGCCUAAGAAGCUCUCUGGUUCGCAACACCAAGACUACGACCCGACAAAGGAAACAAACCAUUUCCUCGCCGCGCCUCACGCUGCCGCAGGGAUCGACCUUCAAAUCGUUGCGCCUUUCGACGCGUCCAUGAAGAUCCAACCAACGGGCGACCAAGCGGACGAGGCCGAACUGAAACUGCGACAGUCUAUCGCCGCCACCACUCAAAUGCACGAAUCGCCGACCACCUUUAAGUCCGUCAAAGAAGACCCAGAACUCGCCAAGAAGGCUGCCGAAAUGUUCGAAAAGGAGCGUGCUCGGGCGGACCGUCGCAGAGAGGCCGCUCAAGAUCGGCAGUUUAUGCGCAGGGACCGCGUCUUGGGGAAAUCUGGGCUCGGCCGUUCUAUCGGCGGUGCGGGUCUCUCCAUUGCCGGGUUGGAGGAUGAUGACGGGAUGCCGACAGCAAGGGGAAAGAAGGCGACAGCCAAGCGACGCAGGACGAAUCGGCGUGGGGAUAUCUACUCGGACGAUGAAGAUGAGGAAACAUUCCGCCGGAGAGGCAGGGAAGACGAAUAUGAUCGUGAAGAUGAUUUCCUGGCCGCGAGUGAUGAAGAACCCGAGAUUUACGAAGACGAAGGAGAGGAGGAAGUUGAAGCUGAAGAAGAUGAGGAUGUUGAUGACUUAGAGAUCGAAGGACGUCAGACCGUGAUUGAAAACCGCACUCGUGGGGGAGCUAGAGACCGAGACCGGGAAAGAACGCCCAAGCGUGCUCUGCGGGAUGAAGGCGAAGACACCCAGGGCGAAGAGGACGGCGAGGCUGGGGAAAGCCGAAGACCCGUAGGAAGUCCUGCGGCCCGCAAGAAGCGGAGAGUUAUUGACGACGACGAAGACGAGGAAUAA
Cladophialophora bantiana CBS 173.52 is the source of this 1491-nucleotide messenger RNA. RefSeq lists its product as uncharacterized. The transcript has 2 exons. Bases 1 to 1491 code for a protein of 496 amino acids. Lineage: Eukaryota; Fungi; Ascomycota; Eurotiomycetes; Chaetothyriales; Herpotrichiellaceae. Gene Ontology annotation, biological process: positive regulation of transcription elongation by RNA polymerase II; transcription elongation by RNA polymerase II. Gene Ontology annotation, cellular component: nucleus; Cdc73/Paf1 complex. The record is from RefSeq and is a predicted model, not a curated record. Gene Ontology annotation, molecular function: RNA polymerase II C-terminal domain phosphoserine binding.